Messenger RNA from Diplodia corticola, 1383 nucleotides. RefSeq names its product rad51 family dna repair protein. The record is from RefSeq and is a predicted model, not a curated record. The transcript is spliced from 2 exons. Gene Ontology annotation, molecular function: four-way junction DNA binding. Gene Ontology annotation, biological process: double-strand break repair via homologous recombination; DNA strand invasion. The coding region runs from base 1 to 1383 and encodes 460 amino acids. NCBI's taxonomy places the organism in Eukaryota, Fungi, Ascomycota, Dothideomycetes, Botryosphaeriales, Botryosphaeriaceae. Gene Ontology annotation, cellular component: centrosome; Rad51B-Rad51C-Rad51D-XRCC2 complex; replication fork.
AUGGCAGCGCAGGUUUUGGGACGGAGGUUGUUGGGCGAGGUUGAGGAGGCCCGACUGGACGAGGUUUUCAAUUCCGUGAGGCUGUUCACGCACCCAGAGCCGAGCGAAGCGCGAUUCGGUAUUCCCCCGCUGGACCGCCUCUUGCGCUUAUUUGAGCAAUCACAUUCACGCUACCACGACCCGGGCUCUCCACCCCUCGACCAGGCUCAGAGACACCGACCUACUCCUACGCCUCCGCUGAUCGAGCUUACAUCUGCUGGUCCCGGCGCGGGCAAAACGCAGCUGCUCUACCUGAUCACCGCCCUGGCCAUCCUCCCCCGCGCCUACGCCAGCAUCGACCUCCAGGGAAAAGCGAGCGCCAUCGUCGUCGUCGACACCGACGGCCACUUCUCCGUCUCGCGGCUCGCAACCGUCGCAAAAGGCCACAUCGCCCGCUGCUGCCGCCGCCACGCACAACAGCAGCAACAGCAACGACGCCACCACGACGGCAUCGAGCCCGACAACAAUGACGACGGCGACGACGACAACCGUCACCCACUCAUCAAACCCGCCGCCGUAGACUCCAUCAUCGCCGCGGCCCUCACCCAUGUACACAUCCUCCAACCGCAGUCGCAAGCCGCGCUCCUGGACGCCCUGCGCGCCCUACCCACCUACCUCUUCUCGCGCUCCACCACCUCCACCACCACCUACCACCACAGCUCCGCGCACCGCCCACUCCACUCCAUCCUCCUCGACAGCGCCAGCGCCUUCUUCUGGCCCCUCCGCGCCGCCGAAGACGACGCCCGCCUCGCGAACGCCACCACCACCACCACCACCACAACAACAACAACACCAACGCCGCCACCAACAACCGCAUCAUCCUACACCGCCCUCGCCCGCACCCUCCUCACCCUCCGCACCCAACUCAACUGCGCCAUCGUCGCCACCACCGUCGCGUCGUCGUCAUCCGCCCCCCCUCAUUCCCGCCACCACGUCGACCCCUCCUCCUACUCCUCAAACCUCAAACCCCUCCUCCCCGCCACCUGGCCUGCCACCUUCGCGCCGUCGCUGCGCCUCGGCGUCGGACGGGCGGCCGUGCGCGGCUUCGCACCGGCGAUGAGCGUCGCCGAGGCGCGGCGGGAGCGGGGCUUGCGGCAGGGGGUGGUGGAGAGGGGGAGGUGCGGCGUGUGGGUUGAGGGUUCGAGUGCGACUGCUGAUCAGCUGGUGCGCGGCUACGUCUGCUCGGGGCCGAUCAUGGGGGCUGAGGGGUGGGUGGUUGAUGUGAGGGGGGAUGGGGUGGUGGUGGUGGUUGGGGAGGAGGAGGAGGGUGGUGGUGGUGGGAGCGGGGGGGAAGGGGGAGAGGGGGAGAGGGAGGCGGAGGCGGAGGCGGAGGGGGAGAUCUGA